This is a messenger RNA of Bipolaris maydis ATCC 48331, 351 nucleotides long. The record is from RefSeq and is a predicted model, not a curated record. Lineage: Eukaryota; Fungi; Ascomycota; Dothideomycetes; Pleosporales; Pleosporaceae.
AUGCAGAUGCAGGAGCGCCAGGCAUUGCUGCACGAGGGUUCUGGUUCAGCCGUCAUGUCCGCGUACGUCGAAGUCUGCUUCGACAACACAGAAGAUCGCUUCCAGACUGGCAAACCCGAAUUCUACCUGCGUCGAACAAUUGGUGCCAAAAAAGAUGAAUACUCGGUCAACCGCAAGAACGCCACCAAGUCAGAGGUCAUGCAGAUUCUUGAAUCUGCUGGUUUUUCGCGAUCAAACCCUUACUACAUUGUCCCUCAAGGCCGUGUAACAGCACUCACCAACAUGAAGGACUCUGAGCGUCUCAAACUACUCAAGGAAAUCUCCGGAUCCAACCAAAUGUGCCAACAUUGA